Molecule: messenger RNA, 2721 nt
Organism: Jaculus jaculus (lesser Egyptian jerboa)
Lineage: Eukaryota; Metazoa; Chordata; Mammalia; Rodentia; Dipodidae
Gene: Tmc2
Product: transmembrane channel like 2
Exons: 19
Coding region: 1-2721 (906 amino acids)
Biological process (GO): detection of mechanical stimulus involved in sensory perception of sound; vestibular reflex
Cellular component (GO): plasma membrane
Molecular function (GO): mechanosensitive monoatomic ion channel activity
Source: RefSeq, a predicted model, not a curated record
AUGAACUGUGACAGGAAGCUCAAGGCAGGAUUCCUCAUCGAUAACUUCAGAGAAAGGCUGGUGGGCCACCACUGUCCAUUUCCUGCUUCUGCAGAUGGUAAGUCAGAAAAGAGACCCUCGAGAAAACAGACUCCUACAGCUGAGUAUCCACAAGGCAGACGCCAAGCCCAGCUUGAGCAGAAGGAGCCGUUCAGGCCAAAGUCCCCCCAGAGGAAGCAGAUAGAACGUGAAAGUCACCACAAGAGGCUGCAGGGACGGAAGCCAAGCUCUGCAGAGAGGACCUGCAAGGGAAGGAGAAAGAGGAAUGCAAAAGCUUCCCUCAAGGACCAGAGAACACUUCCAAAGAAGAAAAAGGAGGUUCUGAAGAAAGAGACACACAAGAAGAUAAAGAAACCCAGGUCAUCUUCCUUGGCCUCCAGUACCUCUAGUGGGGAGUCCCUGUCUGAGGAGGAGCUGGCCCGGAUCCUGGAGCAGGUAGAAGAAAAGAGGAAGCUUAUUGCCACCAUGAGGAACAAGCCCUGGCCUAUGGCGAAGAAGUUGACAGAGCUCAGGGAAGCCCAAGCAUUUGUGGAGAAGUACGAAGGAGCCUUGGGGAAAGGGAAAGGCAAGCACUUCUAUGCCUACAGGAUGCUGAUGGCUAAGAAAUGGAUCAAGUUUAAAAGGGACUUUGCUAAUUUCAAGACUCAAUGUAUUCCCUGGGAAAUGAAGAUCAAGGACAUUGAAAGUCACUUUGGGUCUUCAGUGGCAUCAUACUUCAUCUUUCUCCGAUGGAUGUAUGGAGUCAACCUCGUGCUUUUUGGCUUAAUAUUUGGUCUAGUCAUUAUCCCAGAGGUACUGAUGGGCAUGCCCUAUGGAAGCAUUCCCAGAAAGACUGUGCCUCGGGCUGAGGAAGAAAAAGCCAUGGAUUUUUCUGUCCUUUGGGAUUUUGAGGGCUACAUCAAGUAUUCUGCUCUCUUCUAUGGCUACUACAACAACCAAAGGACCAUUGGGUGGCUGAGGUACAGGCUGCCCAUGGCUUAUUUUAUGGUGGGGGUCAGCGUGUUUGGAUACAGCCUGAUGAUUGUCAUUAGAUCGAUGGCCAGCAAUAGUCAGGGUAGCACCGGUGAGGGAGAGAGUGACAACUUCACAUUCAGCUUCAAGGUGUUCACCAGCUGGGACUACCUGAUUGGGAAUUCAGAGACUGCUGACAACAAAUAUGCCUCCAUCACCACCAGCUUCAAGGAAUCAAUAGUGGAUGAACAAGAGAGUAACAAAGAAGAAAAUAUCCAUCUGACGAGAUUUCUUCGUGUCUUGGCCAACUUUCUCAUUAUCUGCUGUUUGUGUGGAAGUGGAUACCUCAUUUACUUUGUGGUCAAGAGAUCCCAGGAAUUCUCCAAAAUGAAGAAUAUCAGCUGGUACCAAAGGAAUGAGGUGGAGAUUGUGAUGUCUCUGCUUGGGAUGUUUUGUCCUCCUCUGUUUGAAACCAUCGCUGCCCUGGAGAAUUAUCACCCACGCAUUGGUCUAAAAUGGCAGCUUGGCCGUAUCUUUGCACUCUUCCUGGGAAACCUCUAUACAUUCCUCUUGGCCCUGAUGGAUGAUGUCCAACUCAAGCUUUCCACUGAGGAAACAAUAAAGAACAUCACUCACUGGACCCUGUUUAACUAUUACAACUCCUCAGGUGGGAAUGAGAGUGUGCCCCGAUCACCCCUGCACCCUGCAGAUGUGCCCAGGGGUUCUUGCUGGGAGACAGCCGUAGGCAUUGAAUUCAUGAGGCUGACGGUGUCUGACAUGCUGGUGACAUACAUCACCAUCUUGCUGGGAGACUUCCUAAGGGCUUGUUUUGUCCGGUUCAUGAACCACUGCUGGUGUUGGGACCUGGAGGCCGGUUUUCCUUCGUAUGCUGAGUUUGAUAUUAGUGGAAAUGUGCUGAGUUUGGUAUUCAGCCAAGGAAUGAUCUGGAUGGGCUCCUUCUAUGCUCCAGGACUGGUGGGCAUUAACGUCCUGCGCCUAUUGACCUCCAUGUACUUCCAGUGCUGGGCAGUGAUGAGCAGCAACGUUCCCCAUGAACGUGUAUUUAAAGCCUCCCGAUCCAACAACUUCUACAUGGGCCUGCUGCUGCUGGUGCUCUUCCUCAGCCUCCUGCCGGUGGCCUACACCAUCAUGUCCCUCCCGCCCUCCUUCGACUGUGGCCCAUUCAGUGGGAAAAACAGAAUGUAUGAUGUUCUCCAUGAGACCAUUGAAAAUGAUUUCCCAACCUUCCUGGGCAAGAUCUUUGCUUUCCUUGCUAAUCCAGGCCUGAUCAUUCCAGCCAUCCUGCUGAUGUUCUUGGCCAUCUACUACCUGAACUCAGUUUCAAAAAGCCUUUCCAGAGCUAAUGCCCAGCUGCGGAAGAAAAUCCAAAUGCUCCGUGAAGUUGAGAAGAUCCACAAAGCUGUUAAAGGCAGAACCACAGUCACAAAUUCAGAGGACACACCUAAAAACAGCUCCAAAAAUGCCACCCAGCUACAGCUCAUUAAGGAAGAGUCCAUAUCUCACUCUCCUAACCAAACUCAGGCCAUGGACAAGAAGGCACAGGGUGCUGGCACUUCCAGUGCUUAUGGUAGAAUCUCACAGCCUGCCUCCUGGAACCUCCUUGGAUCUCAGCCUCCAGAAGUCAGACUAGACUCUGGCCACCACCAAUCUCAACCUCAGAUUUGUAGGUCAACCUCUGGAAAGAGGGCUCAGAGGCAACCUCCCCACUGA